Lachancea fermentati is the source of this 2391-nucleotide messenger RNA. The record is from the annotation of a GenBank genome assembly. Lineage: Eukaryota; Fungi; Ascomycota; Saccharomycetes; Saccharomycetales; Saccharomycetaceae.
AUGGCCUUUCUUAAUGAGGAACGAGUGUUAACUAGGCGUCUUCAAGAUUGUGUCAGCAGUGUGAAUCCUAGCCUCAUCGAUGACUUAGAUGGCAUUCUUACGUGGCUGAACCCUAAUGAGCAGGAAAGCAAUCAUCAAAUGAGACCACCAAGUUUGAGAUUAAAAAACGGGUUCAAACUGUUACUGGAUAAUAAAGAGAUACCCUCCACCUUUAUUGAGUUAAUCCGUGAGUAUUUGUUCUUGCAAACAAGAGCACACUUUUUCCGUAAUUUUGAGAAUGUUCGGUCUUUCAAAGAGGUUCAAAAGCUUGAAAAAUACUACGAGUUCCCUUUAAAAUAUGUAAACUUGUUCAGUACUGACGAGUGGGACAAUGAACUAAAUGGUUUCAGAGCAUACCUAUUCUCAAAUAAUGCCAUUUUACGCUGUACUAUCAAGCAGCGUUUAAGGCAAUUGAUAUUAGAUGAUGAUUUCGAUAUGGCAACGAAAAUAUAUUUUUGGAUCUGUCAAGCACUGGAGUGCUCACUGGUUUAUUUAAUCUUAGAUAUCCUGAUGGAUAAGGUGUGCGAGUAUGCAGAGCAUAAUAUGCGCGGUUCCUAUCGUAAACGGUAUGUCGUUAUGGAAACAUUUAAUACAUUUAUCAGCAAGUAUUGGUCUUCUUUUGCGAACAUGCUCAAGUGUGCUGAAGAUGAGCAUGAAAUAACAACACAGAUAUUCAACUGUUUUGAAAAGGAGUUUCUACGAAUUCGCACCUCAGAAAUCUUCGAAAUAUUUGUUGCUAACUAUCCUGAUUCGAGCCCCACUCUUCUAGAACUGCGAAAUGUUCUCAAGAGUCCCGAAGACUUCACACAUCUUAUAUCUGAAUUUUUGCGUCAGUUUGAGGAAAGGAGAAUGAAUCCAAGUAUAACCACAGCUGAAAUUUUGCUGUCAUACGUAAAUGCAGUAAAAAGCAUUCUUACUGUCGAUACUACAGGACGAUAUUUUCAAUUAUUGACCAAUUUCAUACGUCCUUACGUUAUGGAAAGGAGAGAUGCAGUCACCACAUUUCUCUAUGCCAUGCUCGAACUUGAUGUUAGUGAGAUCAGUGACCCAAACGUCACUUCAAUACAUAUGGAAGUUCUGAAAGAUUUGGCGAGACAGUUAAAAGACCCUGAAUUCACUUCACUAGAGAGAUUUGCAGCGGUUGAAAAGAAUAAAGGGUCAAUUGACACAGGUUUUCCAGUUCUUUUCGAUCAUGGAAAAGCAUUACAUGAACAGAUUCUGGAUAGUUUCCUGCAUUGGACCCCAGAACCUUCUGGUACCAUUAGGACAAAAAGCAACAGCCCAUUGUUGAAUAAAAAUCUCCUCGACAUUAUUUUGGAAAUCUUUGACUCUAAAGAUGUUGUGAUUAACGAGUUUUUGGCAAUUUUUACUAGAAAGUUACUUGCAUUGAAAUAUUAUAGAUUAGAUCCCAAAUGGCUUAGAAGUCUUAAGCUUCUCAAAAAAAAGUUUGAUGUGCGAAAUUACUCUAAUGGUCAAGAUGUUUCUAAUAUUAAUAAUAUUGAUGUCAUGCUCAAAGAUAUCAAACAGAGUGAAGAAUUAUCUACGAAAAUGCAUGCCAUUCCUGAAUUAAGUGAUAAAGUCUACCCAAAAUUUAUUUCGUAUUUGUUUUGGAAUGCUGCCACAGAACCCUUCAGUAAAAGUACUGAAUUUCGCUUACCUACCUGGUUGAAUAACGAGGUUGGGAAAUACGCUCGGGUUUACUCUCAGAUGAAACCAGGGCGUAAGUUGCAUCUAUUCAAAUAUCAGGGUACAGUUGAGUUAUGUUUGACGUUUGAUGACGGUAGGGUGCUUGAGAGUGAAGUAUCUUUCGACAGAGCUGCAGUCAUUUCUGUCUUUCUUGAACAAGAUUCUCAGCAAGGUUUGACUUUGAUGCAGAUAAUAACCAAGACGGGCCUUAUUGAAACAACCGUAAAAAUUCACCUACAGUACUGGCUUGAUAUGGCAGCUUUGUACUUGAAUUUUGAUGAAGGUGUUUAUAAAAUUCUUGAGAAUUAUGAGAAAGCAGCUCAGCAAGAACACAAUGUUCCGGUACGGCAAUUAAAAUGUAAGCUUCGUAAUAUUGAAACGAGCUCUGAAACUAUAGACAAUAUUGAUGAUAAACAGCAUCAGCAAUUCAUAGACUCGAUGUCUAGGGCUCUACCUUUUAUACAGGGAAUGCUAACCAACCUAGGAAGUUUGAAACCUGAGAAAAUUCAUUCUUUCUUAAAAAUAGCGGUACCUAAAGAAGUCGGUUAUUCUGCCACUCUUACACAGUUAGAAACUUACUUGAACGUACUUGUUGAUGAGGAAAGGUUACUUGCAACUGCUAACGGGUCUUAUAAGCUCAAUAAAAAUACGGAUCCUAAAAGGUAG